UCAAUGUCAGCUUAAUGUCAGUGGAUGGAAUGAAGUUCUAAAUUCCAAGCGGAAUUUUAAUUUUAAAAUAAAUAAAAAAUAAUCAUGUUAUUAUUGCUUAGUCAAAUUAUUUGAUUUAUUAGUGCUUGCUUUUCAGCAAACUUUAUACUUUGUAUAAACUGUAGAAUAUUGGUUGCAAAAUGCGGGGAAAAAUAGUAGCUGGGGUAGUAACUGUGUCUUGCUUGCUGCUCAUAUUGGUGUUUGCGAGAAUCUACCAGAAGCUGUUGACGGCUUACGAGCAAUCUGGAAAACUUGUUGAAACCGAAUAUGCUUGGGUGAUUCUUCUGUUGCUGAAUUUAGCUGGCUAUGCAAUUAUUCUUCUACCUGGAUUAAUAUUGUACAAAUAUUUGGACAAAUCAAAUUAUUUUGAUAAAAUUGGCACUAAGACUAGCUGUAUAUACCGAUCACUGUUUGCGUGUUUCGGAGAUCCGGGGGAGAAAAUACCAGAGUCUGUGAAGGCUCAACGGGCGGAGGAGACUCCAAGGAAAGAGGCAUUGGAAUUAGCAUUCUGUUUCAUCGGCCUCAUGGGCGCUUAUCUCAUAUGGGGCCUCCUGCAAGAGAAGAUUAUGACACAGACAUACGUGAUGCCGGACGGGGCCCUGGUCCGCUUCAACGAGUCGCAGUUCCUGGUGUUCGUGAACCGGCUGUCCGCGCUGCUGCUGGCGCUGUGCAGGCUGCUGUACUCGCGGCAGCCGCUGGUCUGCGCGCCGCUGUACAAGUUCUCAUAUUGUUCGCUCACGAACAUCAUCAGCGCCUGGUGUCAGUAUGAAGCGCUCAAGUAUGUCAGCUUUCCUACACAGGUGCUAUCAAAGUCGUGUAAGGUGAUACCAGUCAUGCUGAUGGGGAAAGUGAUCUCGCGCAAGAAGUACGAACUGUACGAAUACGUCACAGCGGUCAUGAUCUCGCUGGGAAUGAUGCUGUUCAUAUUCGGCAGUCAUGACGAUAAUGGAGUGUCAACAGUGACCACGAUGUCCGGCCUAACCCUUCUAGCCUUAUACAUAAUGUGCGACAGCUUCACGUCCUCGUGGCAGAGUGCCUUGUUCACUCGCUACGGCUGCUCCUCGCUGCAAAUGUUGUGCGCCGUCAAUCUGUUCUCGGUGUGUCUCACCGCCUCCGCCUUGCUGCAGCACGCGGGCUCCGCCCACUAUCUGCGCCUGUUGCAGACGCCGAUGUUCGUGUGGGACUGCCUGCUGCUGUCGCUGAGCUCGACGCUGGGCCAGCUGCUCAUCUACCGCACCAUCGCCCGGUUCGGGGCCGUGGUGUUCACCGUCAUCAUGACCGUCAGGCAGGCGGUGGCGAUCCUUCUGUCAUGUAUAGUCUAUGGCCACUACAUAUUCCCGAGCGGUAUUGUAGGCAUAAUUCUAGUAUUCCUAGCUAUAUUCUUAGGUGUCUAUUGCCGACAGCGCACGCGCAAACGAAGAGCUGCCAAUGUUUAGUCAGAGGAUAUAAAAAUAGACCUUAAUGUAUUGUAAUAAGGUUUAAUAUUUACAGAUCUGUCAAUGUCUAAUUUUAUUUAUUGGUUUCUGUGAAUUCGAAAUAUCAAAAAUAUAGCUAAUCAAAAUUAGAUCUUGGUGCAUUUAUUAAAGUUUAAAAUUGACAAGCGUGUCGAUGUCUAAUAGUCUGUAUAAAACCUUCCAUUGAAAAUCUUUUAAAGAUCGAAAGUUGUUUAGCUAGUCUAAAAAUCCGUGUAUUCCUUUAAUAACUAUAUAUUGUUAUAAUAAAUCAAAUAUGUUGACAUUGCAAAGAUUGAAAAUUGUCAAUGAUUUGUCAAAAUGAUAUAUGAAAAGACUUGAUUUCUUUUGAUUUUUUUAUUUUCAAAAUAGCCAACAACCAAAAAAAGGAAAAGAUUGUGAAAUAAAAUAGAAAUACCAUUUUGUAUAUUAGGUAUAUGUAGUUGAGUUAUUUGAAUAUUGAAAAAUCGACUUUAGAAUUAAUUUUUGAAGUAAAAAUUAUGUUUUUAUAUUGAAGAUACUAUAGUAGCGUCUUCAAUAUACGAAAGUAUUAUAAAAUCUAAAAAUAUCAACCAAUUACGAAAAAAUAUUUAAAUAUUUUAAAGUGUUAAGUGAAUUAUAAAAAAGUGAGUUUCAAAACAUACUUCAUUUUUAAGUCAAGCGGAAAAAUUGUUAUGACUUUAUUUAUCGUCCUAUGUCGUAAUUUCAACACUGUGGGAUGUAUUUUAUUCUUACAAGAAGCGGGGUAUAAUAUAAUGCCUUUUUAAAUAGAGUCCAUUUCCGCUUGCCCGAAAAAUUGAGUCUAAUAAAUUUAAUUAUCAUUUCAUACAUGUCGUUCACUCAAAUAAAUGAUAAUACAUAUCAGUUCAGAACGAAUGAAAUGAAAUAAUGUUCAUAAGAAAUUGAAAAAAGUGAAAAUCGAUUUUCUUUGAAAAAAGAUACGGAAUACUUGACAUACGGAAGAUAUCCUAAAAUUGUUCCGUUUUAUUUUUGAGCUACAAAGCUUAAAUAUUUUCUGUGUGUUUUGUAAAGGGCUUUGUUGAUAUUGGUUCUUCUGUCCUGGCAAUUAUUCUUUGACAUUUGUAUGGUGUAUUUAAUAGACAAUAUAUAAUGCACAAGUGAUUUUGACACGAGUUCUUCUAGAUCAUGUAUCUGCAUACCAAAUACGUUAUUUUUUUAGUGAAUAGCUUAUAUAAUUAUUAGAUAUUUUUUAUUUCAUUACCAUUAUGCAGAUUAUUUUAACAUAUUACACGAAAGUAGUUCAAACUACGGUAUAAUUUUACUGGAAUAGAAUCAAUUAUACGUAAAGUUUUCUUAAUAUAAUUAUUUUUAACCAACAUUACUAAUUAUAGUCCCUAUAUUUUUGGUUUUAAUGAAUAAAAUAUAAAAUACUGUAACACCAUUCUCGAAACACAUACAGUAUUUUUUUACGUUUAAAUUAAUAAAACGUAUUAUUUUUGAUUUGUAAAACAUCUUCUGCUCAUUUAUAUGUUGGAAGGUACUUAUGUUACUGCAUACAUCGAAUUAACCUUAUUAACCGCCGCAGUCUAUUUACCUACCUAAAAACACUAAAGCGGCAAGUUACGGUACCUACCUUGGGUAUCUUGACGACCUCGGUGGCGCAGUUUUAAAGUGCUUGCCUCUGAACCGAGAGGUCCCGGGUUCGAUCCCCGGUCGGGUCAUGAUGGAAAAUGAUCUUUUUCUGAUUGGCCCGGGUCUUGGAUGUUUAUCUAUAUAUGUAUUUGUUAUAAAAUAUAGUAUCGUUGAGUUAGUACCAUAGCACAAGUCUCGAACUUACUUUGGGGCUAGCUCAAUCUGUGUGAUUUGCCCUAAUAUAUUUAUUUAUUUUAUAUUAUUUAGUUGUAUGUUUACGAUAACGUUUUUGUGUUUUUUAUGCGUGACCCGGCGGUUUAAAAGGUUGAGGGCGCAAAUGUACUUCACGCCACAGCUGAAGUAAUUACGACUUUUUGGUUAUGUGUUUAAGGACCUUUUUUCUUUGCAGCAAAAGUAAUAGAGAAUUACCUGUACUAUUACAUUCCCUGUAAAACUGCAGUACGUAUACUGUUGCCUCUUUAGUUAGCUUAUAACCGUUUUAUUCAUAAACAGGUAUGGAACGCUCAAAACUUUUUUAGUUUAAAUAAUAUGUUUUGUCUCGUUCUUUCAAGCAUUAUAAUCUGAGAGGCAAAAUACAUUUUUACAAUAUUACUUAUUAUAUACUUUUUAUGAAUAAGAUUGCUGGAUUUUAAAUGACUUUGGUAUAAUGAGAAAGACCAAAAGAUUGCUGUGAUUUCUAGUUGAAUGAAGUAGAUUAUUGUAACGACUACUUAUCGGACGUGUUGAAGUUACGCCCUAGAGUUUAAUACAGCUACAAGUGUCAUAACUUGGUACACUACCAUUUUUUCUUACGAGUCCUUACAUGUAAACAGUCUUUAUAGUACCUAUCGUGUAUUUUUGAAGUGAAAACUUCUUUAGCGGCGUUGUGCACUUUUAGUGAUGGGUAAAAAAUGUUACACUCGCGUCAGGACACGUGACAAUCUCGAAAAUUCGUAAGACGUCAAAAAUGCACAACUUCAUUCAAGUUUUCACUUCUACACUCCCGAAGUGCAAACCGUUUUUUUGUGUGUAUUUCAUACUAGCUUUAGCCCGCGGCUUCGCUCGCGUUUACUUCAUACGUUCGCCCAUACUUUAUUAUUGUCAAUAUGUAAGGUAUCGCAAUGAAACCUAUGCCAGAUUUUUAGUUAGGUAGACCAUCCGCUAUAUAACUGUGAACCCCAUCCAAUUCCAUCCAGUAGAUUUCGCGUGAUGCGCAAACAAAUAGACAAAAAUUAAAAAAGAAAUGUUAUGGCUUCUAUUAGUGCCCUCAAAGUCCAUAAUUGUUUUUAAAUACACCAAAUCUCCUAUGUACAGACAUACCUCGCUUACAGUUUUAUUAUAUGUAUAAAUGAAAGUAAGUUUCUAAAAAGUCUAUUUUAAUUUAUAUUGUAGUAAAAUCAUAAAAAGACAUGGUAAGAUUGCUUACAUAAUAUAAGACUUAUAAGAAAAAACGGAGUUUGCGCUGCAUUGUUUCUGGACUUGGUGUAUUGUAAAUAAGAAAAGGUUGUUUGUUGACGUGAAUUUGAUAUGUUGAUGUAUUGGACAGAAUUUGUAUUUGUCGGAAGAUUGUCAUUUGACAAUGACGACCAUCAUGUCGAACAGAUAGUUAAGAAAUUGUUUUAAGAAUAAAUACUACACUAUACUCCAUUUCUGAGGCAUACGAAAAAAUAUAGUGACGUGUUUGGAAUGUUUAUUUCUGCAUUCGCAUUUAUUGCCAUCUCGCUUUCACAAUAGAGAAAGCGUCGCUUUCUCCGUCCUUCAUUGAGCGGAAUAUAAUAGAAUUUUAUUAUUAAACAUUAAUCAUGUUUGGGUUCCGGAUAUUACAUUGAGCUGUACUUAUUAGUAUAUUUAUUUUAAUGAAUUGACAUUUAAUGUAUUUUGUAACAGUAUAUUUCAUUACAUAUCGCUCAUAUUUUUGUUUCACGGGUCAGUAAAACCCAAAAUGAGAUGUGAAUAGAUAGGUUGUGUGUCCUAGUAGAUAUUGUGAAAAAUAUAUUCGAGUUACUGUA
Molecule: messenger RNA, 5092 nt
Organism: Plodia interpunctella (Indianmeal moth)
Lineage: Eukaryota; Metazoa; Arthropoda; Insecta; Lepidoptera; Pyralidae
Gene: sll
Product: slalom
Exons: 9
Coding region: 180-1475 (431 amino acids)
Biological process (GO): transmembrane transport
Cellular component (GO): endoplasmic reticulum membrane; Golgi membrane
Molecular function (GO): 3'-phosphoadenosine 5'-phosphosulfate transmembrane transporter activity
Source: RefSeq, a predicted model, not a curated record